Messenger RNA from Dreissena polymorpha, 5279 nucleotides. Its product is annotated as TATA box-binding protein-associated factor RNA polymerase I subunit A-like. The coding region runs from base 29 to 1363 and encodes 444 amino acids. The transcript has 12 exons. Gene Ontology annotation, cellular component: RNA polymerase I transcription regulator complex. The record is from RefSeq and is a predicted model, not a curated record. NCBI's taxonomy places the organism in Eukaryota, Metazoa, Mollusca, Bivalvia, Myida, Dreissenidae. Gene Ontology annotation, biological process: transcription by RNA polymerase I.
GUUUGACAGGAAAAGAACAACAACAACGAUGGAAACCAAUGUGGACAAAGAUUCGGUGACUCGGGAAGAAUUGCAAAAAUGUAUAGAAUGUUGUGAGUUGCUGAUGAGGAUUCAGGGUCCCACAACAGAAUGGUUUUUGGACAUGGAAAAAGAGUUGACAGAAAUCGACCAUUUAGUACCAGAAGAAAGCAAACUAGAACAGUGGACGCCAAAGCCUAUAGCUCGAGCUCUUCAGCAACUCUUCGGGCAUCUUCGUCAAACUUUGCUGAGUCACAGGUGGGAAGAGGCAGUCAAAAUAUUACACAAAAUCGCACAGACACCCCUGGGAACGUCAAAUACCGUGUGGAAGGUUGGAUCUGAGUUGCUUGCGAUGGAUGGCCACCAGGAUAGGGAUCUUCUGCAGAGACUUUAUGGUACGGCCAAGCAGCUUUCUGGUAUGAAUCAGGAAUUUGUUGCGCUAGAGUUUGCAGUCUACUUGUUGAGUAUUGGGGAGAAGGCAGAGGCAGUCACUGUACUCCAGAAGGACAUAAGCUACAGAGGUAAGAAAUUCGAAAUGGGAAAGGGUGAUCGACAGAUUCGUAAGGCCUACCUGGGACUGGUGCUGCAUUCUGAGUGGAGAAGAUGUCGACAACUGCUAGAAAAACACAAGCGCGGGGAGUUGACAGACGAAGCGAGUCAGGAUGUGGCGUCACAACUACGCACGUAUGAGAUGCAGUGUGAGCGUUAUGCAGAAAAGGCACUAAAAUGCUUUGAAGGCAUUGACUUGCUGCCAGGCACAUGGAAUAUUUUCCUGUGGAAGUACGUUGAGCUUCUGGUUGAGAAUGAUUCCCUGGACGUGGCAGAGAAUCACCUGCAAACAUACUGCCAGUCUCACCCUGAUUGUCUGUCCUCGCAAAAAUGCCUCUACAACUUCCUGCGUGAUCAUAGAGAGGAUAGUGACAAGUUAGUGACAUGUUUGAAGAAAAUCGCAGAGCUGUCCCCCACAGACCAGCUGGUUGUGGAACUGUGUAGUUUUCUAAAACCAGAGGAGAAGGUGUCCUAUUUAUUCAACAUGCUGGAUUAUGAGGUGUGUAAGUUGGAAGCUUCUCCAUGGAAACAGCUUGCAGAUUGCAUCAAUGAGCUAUUGAAGAGUGAUGGGACAAGUCAUGCUGCAUUGGCAGAAUGCUGGUCGCCCAGGAAACAAUGGUGGCCUCCAUACCAUUUCACAGCGUACAUGGCUGCGCAGGGCAAGGAGGUCCCAGGUCUCACGCUGGCAAAGGCCUUGUGUGCUUCUAGUCUAAUUGACCCAGAAUGCACAUUUGUCACAGAAUGCAGGAAGUAUCUGUCAGACCGACCUGAGAUUAUUAGAACCAGUCUUGAUUGAUAGAGAAUAGAUCCUGGUACCACCAUGUUGGUAGAGAAAAUAGCCUGGUACCAGCCAUGUUGGUAGAGAAAAUAGCCUGGUACCAGCCAUGUUUGGUAGAGAAUAUUGGGAAAAGAGAACCAGCAUAAUGAUUGAAAUACUAGUGGAACUGUUCAUGUUUGUUGCUGAAUAUAUUGUGUUACUAGAAAUGUUUGGUAGAGAAUACAUUCGGAAAGAUAAUCAGCAUUAUGAUUGAAAUAGUUUGACUGGCCAUGUUUGUUGCUGAAUAGAUCCAUUUGGCAGUCAGGUUUGGAAAGGAAAAAAUUCUGACAGAGCUUGUUCUUGUGCUUUCUGUUCUGUUCUUGUACUGAAAUGUGUAUUAUGUGUUUGAUAAUAGACCAGGUUUGAUGCUUUUAUUUAUGGGAUUAUCAGUUACAGUAAACUGUUGACACAACAGUAGGGUUGACACCUAUCCUGUAUUAGUGAGAACGAUAUGCGUAAUGGAGUUAGUUAUGAGAAACUAUAUAUAUGUUGCAAUUCAUGUACUGAUUAUGCUUAUAUAUGAAAAGAUGAACUAAAUAAAGGAACAGGUAUUCAAAAAAUUAUUCCAUUUUUUUAUAUUUUAAUAUUCGUUGCCAUCCCUAUUUAUUGUUCAUAGUUAUGUUUUAACAGUGAUUUAAAGGGAUCUUUUCACAGUUUGUCAAAAUGAGAUAUUUUGUCAUAGAUUCAAAAAGGGAUUUAACAUGUGCAAAAUAAUACCAAAGAUUAGUAAUGAUAGAGACUCAUACUGAGAAGACAUUUUGGUUUAUCAAUUAUCAUCAUAUAGAAAUUGAUAAAACAAGCAAAUUCUUUGAAUUGAUAUCCCCCGCCAAUAUGCUUCUAGACACAAAAGUGUUAUAUUUGUCACUCAAAAAAGCAUUUUUAUACGCCCGUUUUUUUAAAACGGGACGUAUUAUAGUUUCACCCUUGGCGGGCGGUGAGCGGCGUCCACAGCAGUGUCCGCUCUCUAAUUCAAAUAGUUUUCAUCCGAUCUUCACCAAACUUUGUCAGAAGUUGUAUCUAGACAAUAUCUAGGUCAAGUUCGAAUAUGGGCCAUGCCAGGUCAAAAACUAGGUCACGGUGUCACUUAGUGCAUUUUAAUGAUUUAGCAUGGUGUCCUAUCUCUAAUUGAAGUAGUUUUCAUUCGAUCUUCACCAAACUUGGUCAGAAAUUGUAUCUAGACAAUAUCUAGGUCAAGUUCAAAUAUGGGUCAUGCCGGUUUAAAAACUAGGUCACCGGGUCACUUAGUGCAUUUCAAGGAUUUAGCAUUGUUUCCGCUCUCUAUUUGAAGUAGUUUUCAUCAGAUCUUCACCAAACUUGGUCAGAAGUUGUAUCUAAACAAUAUCUAGGUCAAGUUCGAAUAUGGGUCAUGCAAUAUAAAAACUAGGUCACAGGGUCACUUAGUGCAUUUCAAGGAUUUAGCAUGGUGUCUGCUCUCUAAUUUAAGUUGUUUUCAUCCGAACUUCACCAAAUUUGGUCAGAAGUUGUGUCUAAAUGAUAUCGAGGUCUAGUUCAAAUUUGGAUCAUGCCAGGUCAAAAACUAGGUCACGAGUUCACUUAGUGCAUUUCAAGCAUUUAACAUGGUGUCUGCUCUCUAAUUGAAGUAGUUUUCAUCCGAUCUUCACCAAAUUUGGUCAGAAGUUGUGUCUAGAUGAUAAGUAGGUUAAGUUCAAAUAUGGGUCAUGGUAAAGUUAUCAAAUUGUCCAAAACCUUCAAACGGGCGUAUCUUGUGACAGUUUGGCACUCUUGUUUCAAGAUACAGAGGGCCAUAACUCCGUUAUUAACAGAUGGUGUACAAUGCCAUUUGGCGUGCAUCAUCAUCUUUUCCAUAUAUAUACUCAUACCAAGUUUCAAUGAAAUCCGCCAAAGCACUUCCAAGAUAUGGCUCAAGACGGAUGGAAAGACGGAAGGACGGACGGACAGACAACGCCAAAACAAUAUCCCUCUGCCUAUGGCAGGGGAUAAUAAUAAAGUGUUACAAACGCAAAACUAUUGAAUAAUUUGGAGAGUUCUGUGGUUAUUGUUAUACUAUGUGACUAUACGUGGAUUGCUCAUAUAAAGUAUUAAAUAUGCCCCUCAGGAUAGCAGCACGAGUGAUUUCGGCAAUGGAAUUAUAUUCCAAGGGUCAGUGGUUCCAGCCAAGGAGGGGAUAACUUUUUUCUUUCGUUAUGUUCUUUUUUGUUUUUACUGGUGAUUUUGCUUUUCAAAUUUUUACAUUAACAAAUUUAAAGCCUUUAAUGAAAAUCUUCAAAACAUGCCAAAAUCUGUGAACAAGUCCCUUUAAAAUCUAAUAGUUAAUUUUUGUUUGUAGAUUGUUUUUGCAAUUAUAUUAAGAUAGUUUUAUUGCUGAUUUUCACACUUUGUUUCUUAUGAAUCAGACAAAAUAAUGUUUGCCAGUAAUGCUCAUAUAUGUAAACAUGUUUGAAAAAUGUUUUAAAAUUGCUCAAUCAGUUCUUAUUUAAGAAAUGAGGUGUUUGAUAUGAAUAUAUGUUGUGGCAAUUGUCUAAGAUAGCAGCUGGAUUGUUUUGAAGUCUCUCCUUAAGUAGGUCACUGAGUCAGAAAAUUCGGCCCUUCAAGCACAAUAGUUUUCAUCCAGUCAUAUUUUGAUAUGUCAUGAAACAUUUUGGGGCAUAAUAUCUAAGUUAAGUUAAAGAAGAGGGCCAUUUUCACAAAGAUAUUACCGUCAAUUAAGUUUUUUGUAGAUAAAGAUUUAACAAAUGUCAAUCUGUUUCAUAAACUUGACUUUGAAUUAUGACCUUUACUACAACGCUCCAUCUCAUUACGUCUACUAAGUUACUGGAAACUUCAUUAACGGGGCCUUCAGUUUUGGUAAUUUGACAAAAUAAAAAAAGUGUUUCAGAGUUACAAAUUUUCGUUGCAUUUAUGAUAUUUGUGAGGGAAUAGUAAUACUGAACAUUUACCAUGCUCUAAAAUAUCCAUUAUAUGCAUCUUUGUACGAUUUAAAAACCUUAAAUUUAUUAAGGGUUGCAAUGCGAAACGCUUGAAUAAUUUGGAGAGUUCUCUUGUUGUCGUUAUCUUUUGUGAUACUAUGAGGAUUGCUUAUAUAGAGUUUAAAAUACAUCUCUCAUUGUAUGAGCACGAAUGGCCGAGUGGUCUAAGCAAUAGACUUUUUUACUGCAAGGGUCAGUGGUUCGAGCACAGUUGAGGGUUACUUUUUCAUGCCCCCGGUAGGGUGGAAUAUAGCAGUGGAACUGUUUGUGCGUCCGUCCGAAAACUUUAACAUUGCCCAUUACUUUUGCAAUAAUGAAGAUAACAACUUGAUAUUUGGCAUGCAUGUGUAUCUCAUGAAGCUGCACAUUUUGAGUGGUGAAAGGUCAAGGUCAUCCUUCAAGUUCAAAAGUCAAAAAAUACAAUCCAAGGGAAGUAUUAAGCUUUAAACGGGAGAUAAUUUCUAAACCUGCCAAAUGAAAUAUUGAAGUUUUAUUUUAAAGCGGCGCAAUAGGGGGCAUUGUGUUUUUGACAAACACAACUCUUGUUCUGUCUUAAAUUUUAUUCUUGUUUUUUUUUUACCGGAGCUUUUUAGAUCCAAUGUUUACAUUUAUCAAUAUAAAACAUGUAACGAAAAUCUUCAAUACCGGUACAUGCCAAAAUCUGUGAAAAGGCCCCUUUAAUGCUGGACAAAGUAAAGCUUUGUAACAAAGUGCUGAAUUUCCAUAUUUUAGAUCUCAUCUCAGGCGAUUCGACAUUCUGGUGACUUUGUCCAAGUUGAAUGAUUGACUUAAAUUUUAUAUUACAUACAUGUAUCCAAUUCUCACUUAUUGGAUGAUUACCGGGGUAUCUCUAGUUUGCUUUGUACAUAAAGUGAACAUUUCUGUACAAAUACUAGACAAGUCUUUUCUGUAUUCAAACUGCUAUUAUAAAUAAAUGCAGAGCCUCA